Protopterus annectens (West African lungfish) is the source of this 4124-nucleotide messenger RNA. RefSeq names its product protein phosphatase, Mg2+/Mn2+ dependent 1F (gene PPM1F). The record is from RefSeq and is a predicted model, not a curated record. Gene Ontology annotation, molecular function: cation binding; protein serine/threonine phosphatase activity. Gene Ontology annotation, biological process: protein dephosphorylation; negative regulation of protein kinase activity. Lineage: Eukaryota; Metazoa; Chordata; Ceratodontiformes; Protopteridae. Gene Ontology annotation, cellular component: cytosol. The transcript is spliced from 9 exons. Bases 307 to 1710 code for a protein of 467 amino acids.
UGGGAGUAGUAGACCUGGCACAGCAGACAACAAUGUAAUUGAGUAGUUUUGUUACAGGCAACAGAUGACCGUAGCGGAGUGCAGAGCAUCUGACAUUUAGCACAACGUUGGAAGAGUCCAGAGGUCAGUUGUGGCGUUAGGGGAGCUUGGGACCCUGCAUGGGCUUCCCAGGAAGCCGGCCGCAGGUAACAGGAGUUCUAGUGCGUGCCUGCUGUCAGUGCUCGGUGGUAACUAGGAGGGCUGCAAGAAGCAGGAGUCAGAAAAUGAACGGCAAAAUUGCUGAAAUGCAGAGGAGAUGCUGAAGUGAUGGCUACACCUGUUGAGAGUAAUUCUGGUAACAUGGCACUGGUCCCCCAGAGAGCACAACGUUUCUUGGAUACCUUUCUUCAGGAGUUCCCAGCACCGUUGGAUCCUGAUGCUUCUCUCCCAGCAAAGCCCCAGAGCAGCAUUUUGAGUCCAGAUGAGGUGGAGGGGGAGAUGAUUGAGUUUGGCCUCAGGCUUCUACACGACAGGAAUGCACCACCCCUGCUUGCUGCAGCUGUGGUCCAUGCUGCUGUUGGAGAGAUGCUGCAAGCUGACCUAACUGUUUUUGAAAAGAAACUGGAUAGUAGCCAGGAUGAUGUUGACAACACUUUACUCGAAGCUCAGCCCCUACAACACAGUUUCUUUAACAAGCUCUGGGAGGUGUGUGCUUCCUGGCACAAGAAAAUGCCUGCUUUACAACAUCAAAAACGCUACCUACAGAUCUCCUGUCAUGCAAUACGUAACACCCGCAGGAAGAUGGAGGAUAAACAUGUUUCCCUUCAAGAGUUCAACCAGUUAUUUGGUCUUAAGGAUGAUGUUGACAGAUCAUAUUUUGCCAUUUUUGAUGGCCAUGGUGGGGUCGAUGCUGCUAUUUAUGCUGCAACACAUCUUCAUGUGAAUGUCAAACGACGUAAUGAAAUUACCCAGAAUCCUAUUGAUGCCUUGAAGGAGUCCUUUGAGCAAACAGAUACAAUGUUUCUACAGAAGGCCAAAAGAGAGGUCUCUGCUGAAAACUGGCUCCUGGCUCAGAAGGACAUCACCCGGUUAACAAAUAAACUUCGUAGUGGCACAACUGGUGUGACUGCACUGAUCUCAGGAAACACCUUACAUGUCGCAUGGCUUGGUGAUUCUCAGGUGAUGAUGGUGCGACAUGGGAAAGAUGUUACUCUUAUGGAGGCACACAGACCAGAACGAGAGGAUGAAAAGCUCAGGAUAGAAGCUCUGGGCGGCUGUGUAUCAUACAUGGGUUGCUGGAGGGUGAAUGGUACCUUAGGUGUUUCCAGAGCAAUAGGUGAUGUGGACCAGAAGCCUUAUAUCUCGGGCAAAGCAGAUGGGGCCUCCUUUGAGUUGACAGGUGCUGAAGAUUACAUCCUGUUAGCCUGCGAUGGCUUCUUCGAUGCCAUAAAACAGUAUGAGGUGGCAGACAUUGUUCUAGAUCACUUACGGAAGCAUAAUGGAGAUGGCAGUCAGACUGCAGAAAGUCUAGUUGCUGCGGCAAAAUGGGGUGGAUCCAGUGACAACAUCACUGUUCUUGUGGUGUUUCUGAGAGAUCCUCAGGCUAUUUUGAUGGAGCAAAACAGUUUUACUUUUGAUAAUUUGGGACUGAACAAAGCUUCUGAGGCCUCAGAUGGUCCCUUCAGCUUUUUUAACUUCAGUGACGUUAAGAGUGCAGAGCAGACAGAAUAAGUAUGUGCUGUAGAGAAUCAUGUAAUUCCUUUUAGCUUGGAAUGGCUGUUUUAAAACCAAGCUCUGCCUUAUGGGAAUCUGGACAUUUGACAUGACCUGUGUAACUGUGGCAUUUUCUUAAAACGCCAUGAUGCACUCUUGCUUGUGUCAGUUUAAGGCAACAGUAACUAUCAUUCCCUUACAGUAAUGAAAGUGUGAAAAAACAGCCUUUAAGAGAUUUUUGAUGAACAUGUUAUUUACAUAAGGCUCUUAAAAAGUUGGAAGUGUUUUAUUUCUGAUGAAGCCCUUAAACUGCACAAACCAAAGAUGCUGCUGAAAGCUUCUUUAUGUCAGAUAAGUACAUGAAAUUAGGCUAUUUAACAGUUUUUUAAUGCAGCAUGUGCAAGGGGCCACAAACCUCUCCUAGUAUGUUAACGUUUUUAUUUAUAUAAUAAAAAGUCAGGUUUUAUAUGCUUAGCACCAAAGAGUAGAUUGUAAUGUCUGCAUGGCAGAUAGCAGUCUAAGAGCACUGAAGUUAGAGUUCUGUUCCAAAUUUUUUUGCUAUCUUUUCUGGUAAGAAACAAUGUUUUAAAGCUAAGGAGUGAAUUUUCCCUUAAAAUUGUUUUUGAUCUUAUGCUGUGGCCCCCACUUUAUUCAAAAGUGCACUUUUAUACACAGCUUUUGUGCACUUUAAAAUGCGUGCAGAGUCUGUCUGUGCUUAACAUAUCUGUACACAGUAGUGUGUCUUUCAGCUGUCAGACACAUAUUCUGUGUGUGACAUAUGAUGGUAUACAUCCAUUUAGCUGGAGAUUUUAAAGCUCUCCCUCAUUUCUGGUGUAACAUGCCACAACCCCCCCCCCCCCAGUAUUAAAAAAUAGGUGCUGGUGUUGAGGCCCUCAUUCAUAGGUUGUUCCACAGCCCUGCCUGGAAGACCUCUUAGCUACAGGCAGGGUGUCACAGUAUCACAUCUGAAUACUGUAGUAGUUUAAUAGAUGUACAUGUAUUAAUUGUUUGCCAACAAUAUUGGUAAUGGCAAAGGAAAAGUCAAAAGCUAUUUUGGAAGUCCAUGUUAAAGAAUAAGAGGGAAAAGAAAUCACAGCUGAAGGUAUACUGCAAGAUUUGUAUAUUCAUGGCAGGUCAUGGGAGCUUUACAGGCUAUCAGCUGCUCAUUAGUCACAGUAUUAACAUAGAUACCCGUAUGUUGGUGGUAUCACAUGAUAGCCCUUCAUCUGGUGUUCAGUAUUUGGAUAGUCCUGCAACUGGAGUCCCUAAGUUAGACCAGCUGACCGAGUUUAAUGUAGUAGAGCCCGCUACAGACUGGUCUGAAUUUCACAUCUUACUGUUUCAUUUCCUUUUGUAUAGUACUUUUAUUGUUUUAAUCAGCUACUGAGUUUUUCCACUAUGUAAUAGACAUUUUAUUGUUCAACUGGCUAGGUAAUUCUGUGCUAAAUAUGUAUUGCAUUCAGAAAGAUAUCUAUUUUAAUAUUUUAAAAGUUAUAUAAUUUUUAUAAUUAACAAAGAUAAUCAUGCAGUGUUAUGUUCUUUAAACUGUGUUUGGUUUUUGUUACAUUCAUAUUUUUUAGCUAGACAUGGUCACCUUUUGUGCCUUAAAAUGAUAAUAUAUAACAAUGUUACAGCAACCCCAUGGUUUACGGGGUUCAUUGAAACUGAAUAUUAGUUACGGGGCAACUUGUGAUGAUCUUUGCUGUGUAUGAUCUCUUAUUUAUGCACCCCAAAAAACUUUUCAGGAUAGCAGUGCUCACUGUUAAGUUGACUGCUGUAUGAACUGUGUGUAGUUUUAGGAUCUCAAUGCUUUGUAUUUCUCUGUAUUACUGCUGUACCGCUAUGCUCUGGGUAAGCGGACUACUGACUUUUUUUUUUUAAGAUAUACUGUCCUGAAAAACAAGUGUCAUUGUGCACUUGACAUUUUAAAUAUUUCUUAAGAAAAACAUUGUGUUUUAGCACAGCUUUCUGUUCAAAAGAGAGAUAUUUCCAAUAGUUCUCUGCAGUCCACUGUUGUUUCACUUAACGUUUGAAAAACUGAUAAACAUUAGAACCUUUGAUUCGAGCACUGUGCUCAAACUGCCACUUGGUGCUUUAUUUUAAUCUGGAAAGUUUAUCACAACAUGUUCUCCACUAAACUAUUCCUCAGUAGUUGAACACUUGAAAUUAAAUCAUCUCAUUUGAAAACAAAAAAUGGAAAGUUUUAAGUGCAUAUGCUAAAAAAUGUAUAUGGAGCCCUGUUAUAACCACCAGUAUUUACUGUGUAUAUAUAUCUCUAAAAGUUAUUCCCUCAUAAUGUAAGCUCAUUUAAUGGUUGUUGUAUUUAUCUUUUCUGACAAGUACAUGGAUGUUUUACACAGGUGUUUUGCUGCCUCAGUUUUUUAAAUGAUGUAUUCCUGUUUGAGUUCCUUGUUAAAUGGAAGCGAUUUUCA